ACAACCUUGCUGCUUUAUAAGAAUUUCCUUUUAAUAAAACAAAGACGUUCUCCAUGGAGCGCAGUUUGACAGAGGCAUGCCCAAUUAAAUACCUAAUUGGCUUAUAAUAAUUCCUAUUUUCAAAUAUUAUGUAAAAAAAAAAAAAAAAAAAAGCAUUGGAAGAAGUGGAGAAGUUCUGUAGCACCCGGAUUCCUCGUACUGGACAGACAAGUGUGUCGAGCACUCAACAGUUCUCCAUGUACAGGGGUCAAGAGUGCUGUAACCAUAUAGAGACAUUCAUGAAAUAGCCAGACGUUGCUCUAGAAGAUGGCUUUCCACGUGGAGGGGCUGGUGGCAAUAAUUAUUUUCUAUUUGGCGAUCUUGUUUGUGGGUAUUUGGGCUGCCUGGAGAACAAAGAACUCACGUGGUGAUGGAGAUCCCCGGGAAGGAAUUAUAGUGGGUGGAAGAGAUAUAGGACUCCUGGUUGGAGCUUUUACUACUACAGCAACAUGGGUUGGUGGAGGAUACAUCAACGGGACGGCAGAAGCAGUGUAUGUUUCAGGGUAUGGGCUGGCAUGGGCUCAGGCACCCAUUGGCUACUCGCUCAGUCUUAUCGUAGGUGGUCUAUUCUUUGCUAAGCCCAUGCGAUCAAAGGGAUAUGUAACAAUGCUAGACCCUUUCCAGCAGGUUUAUGGCAAACGGAUGGGAGGAUUACUUUUCAUUCCAGCAUUAAUGGGAGAGAUGUUCUGGGCUGCUGCAAUACUUUCUGCUUUAGGUGCCACCAUAAGUGUUAUAGUGGAUAUUGACAUCAACAUUUCAGUGGUAGUGUCUGCCCUGAUUGCCAUCUUCUAUACCCUUGUUGGUGGACUGUAUUCUGUUGCCUACACUGAUGUUGUUCAGCUCUUCUGCAUCUUUAUAGGAUUGUGGAUCAGUGUACCUUUUGCCAUGACACAUCCGGCAGUUACAGACAUCACAGUGACAGCUGUAGAAGAAGUCUACAAGGAUCCUUGGUUGGGCAGCAUAAGGAGGGAAGAUGCCUGGUCUUGGAUUGACAGCUUCUUGCUUCUGAUUCUUGGAGGGAUCCCCUGGCAGGCAUAUUUCCAAAGGGUCUUAUCAGCGUCCUCAGCAACCUAUGCCCAAGUUCUCUCCAUCUUAGCUGCCUUUGGCUGUUUACUGAUGGCUAUCCCCUCAAUUCUUAUUGGUGCUAUAGGAGCUUCCACAGAAUGGAAUCAGACUGAGUAUGGUUUACCAGACCCACAGAGCAGAAAUGAAACUGAUAUGAUUCUGCCUAUUGUUCUUCAGUAUCUGUGUCCUCCCUACAUUUCUUUCUUUGGACUUGGUGCCGUGUCUGCUGCUGUGAUGUCAUCUGCUGACUCUUCCAUCUUAUCUGCUAGCUCUAUGUUUGCCAGGAAUAUCUAUCAACUUUCAUUUAGACAAAAUGCAUCAGAAAGGGAGAUUUCCUUGGUUAUGAAGAUCACUGUCUUUGUAUUUGGAGCAGGAGCAACAGCCAUGGCAUUACUUGCAAAGUCGGUGUAUGGACUUUGGUAUCUAAGCUCUGACUUGGUCUACAUUGUCAUUUUCCCUCAGCUGCUCUGUGUCCUGUUUAUCAAAGGAACCAACACUUAUGGCUCUAUCGUGGGGUACGUUUUUGGGCUUUUUCUAAGGAUAAGUGGAGGAGAACCAUAUCUACAUCUUCAGGCCCUUAUCUGUUAUGGAGAAUGCUAUGUAGACAGGAAUAAUAUAUACUUACAAAGAUUCCCAUUUAAAACACUCUCCAUGCUGGUUUCAUUUUUAACCAAUAUAGCCAUCUCCCACUUGGCCAAGUAUCUCUUUGAAAAGGGAACAUUGUCACCAAAGUUUGAUUUCCUAAAUGCCGUGGUGGCUAAGCACAGUGAAGAGAACAUGGACAAGACAACUCUUGUGAAGAGUGAUAAUAUCAAUUUGUCGGAAUUGGAUCCAGUGAAGCCAAGACACAGCAUAUCAUUGGGGAAUACCUUUAUAAACAAGGAGGCGAUCAGCGACUUGGACUCAAGCCCAGAGUCACCAGAACUGGAAAACAAAGACCUCUGAUAUAGCCAUAAUAAGAAUGCUGCUUCUACAUAAUUAUCAAUAAAAACUUUAUAAACUGAAAAUAAAGAUGGUAAGCAGUGUUUUAAUACCAUUACUGUAUAAUGUUUUAUAUAUGUAUUUCACUGCACAAUGAAAAAUAUACAUCAUACCACCCUCCCAGUAUGAAGUCCACUUUAGUAAAAUGUUGUGAUCUGUUGUAAAGACCCAGCAAUAAGCAACAUGUAAAAAAAAAAAAAAAAAAAAAAACAUACAUAUCUAGUCUGCCAAAAUUUAAGGAAAUUACUGCACCACAAAUGCCUAUUGUUUGUAAAUGUAACCUUUUAUUAUUUUACUGCAAAAUCCUCUUCAGAAUGUAAAUGUUUAGACAGUGAUGGCCUUGGGAUGGCUGCCAUAUUAUUCAGUAGAAUGCAGAAAACUUCAUAAUAGGGUGUAUUUACAUCAUGUUUUGGGGAAAUGGCAGCCGAAUCCACGGCAGACCAUGGUUUUUAGUCUGGCAAGAAAACUGGAUACGGUCCAAAUAUGAGACGACCGGAGCCAGUAGCUGACUUUGUACGGCUCAUUUAAAUGAAUGGGGUACGGCACGGUUCUAGCGGGGAUACUGGGAAUGACCGGUUUUCCAAUUCCAGAUCCAGCUGCCGUAUCCCCAAAAUAUGAUGUGAAAGAAUCUUUACAUAGGUUUUUCUUUUUCUUAUAUGGUUUCCUAUCACCAGCAGUUUUGCACUGUUUUACUUGUGUAACCAGGAAUAACAGAUAUAAGGAUUUUAAUUGUUCCUUAAACUGACUAUAUAUACACCUUGAUUAAAAAAUGUUGCUACAUUGUUACAUCUACAAGGAACAUGCACCAAAUCUGUAUAUUUAUGGAGGAUAAUUAGCUAUAUAGAAAUAAUAUGUAUUAGUCAUUGGAUUAUCUAACAUCGCUCUUCUUUUCCCUCAACUUUCUUAGUUAGUCAUUUCUGCCAUACAGUUGGAGAUUAGGGCUUGGUGUGGUCCAUCUAUCUCUUCUUGAAGUUACAAUUAAAAAUAAAAGAAAGUUAUUACCAAUGGGCAGAAUGAAAAAAAUAACAUUGUUUAUUGUGUUAUACAGAUUCCUUAGCAAACAUUUUCUCCAAUCCUCUAUCCAUAAAAAAUAUUUAUUUUAAUUGAGAUGCAAGAAGCCACAUCAUUGUUGCCUUAUAUUAACUUAAAACCAUUUCUUACUUCAUAGAAAACUAUAGAUUUAGUUAUUAUUGUAGUCACAUUUUGUCUAUGAUUUGUCUCUGUAAGGGUAUGUUCACACUAGUUUGUGCAGAAGGGACAGAAGAUCAGUUGUCCUUUGAUGUAAUCCUUGACUUUCAAGGUAGACUUCUUUACAUUCAGUGCCAUACAAGACUAGGGUCCAUGUGUGCUGGACUUUCCCUGAGCACUCAUAUUUCUCAUAUUUCUCAAAUUUUUGGACAGGAAUUCUACAGGAGUGCAUAGUUGCACAGCAGAAAUAACAAAAAAAGACCACGAUGCAACAGAAAUGCAACGUGAUCAUGUGGUUCCACUUUUACGGAAUAUCUGCUUUAGGAUGAAAACAACGAGAAGAAAAAAAUGUGGUCUCAAAAAGCAGGAGGUGCUCAACCCCAAAUGCAGUUGUGCAUUUAUGCUGGGGAAGCAGAUCCUGCGCUUGUGGUCCAUUGCUAAGAGAGAUCCCCAUCAUAAAAUGCAUACAAUGGGGGAUGCCUGCAGCAGACUACAAGUGCCACAAUGGCAUCCUACAUCUGAUGAAAAGUGGGAAUGUGUAACAUAUAGAGUAAUAUAUAAAUUUAGGUGCACUACUGUGGUAGAUGUAGACAGUAACAUAUGACUAACCCUCAAACUGAUGUUAAA
Molecule: messenger RNA, 3900 nt
Organism: Hyla sarda
Lineage: Eukaryota; Metazoa; Chordata; Amphibia; Anura; Hylidae
Gene: SLC5A7
Product: solute carrier family 5 member 7
Exons: 9
Coding region: 307-2049 (580 amino acids)
Biological process (GO): transmembrane transport; acetylcholine biosynthetic process; neuromuscular synaptic transmission
Cellular component (GO): perikaryon; plasma membrane; dendrite
Molecular function (GO): choline:sodium symporter activity
Source: RefSeq, a predicted model, not a curated record